AUGGUGCCAUCUAGGUAAGCUCUGCUGGGACCAGGCACAACUGCCAUUAGGUGCCCCAAGAAAUCACAGAACCAAAAUUACAAGGGCCAUGGAUUGUCAAAGGGAAAAGAGCGAGAGCAGAGAGCAUCGAUCCGGUUCAAGACCACCCUCAUGAACACACUCAUGGACGUCCUUCGCCACAGGCCAGGAUGGGUGGAAGUGAAGGACGAAGGAGAGUGGGAUUUCUACUGGUGCGACGUCAGCUGGCUCCGGGAGAACUUCGACCACACCUACAUGGACGAACACGUGCGGAUCAGUCACUUCCGGAACCACUACGAGCUGACCCGGAAGAACUAUAUGGUAAAGAACCUGAAGCGGUUCCGGAAGCAGCUGGAGCGCGAAGCGGGAAAGCUGGAGGCAGCCAAGUGCGACUUCUUCCCCAAAACCUUUGAGAUGCCUUGCGAGUACCAUCUUUUUGUGGAGGAGUUUCGCAAAAACCCAGGAAUCACCUGGAUCAUGAAGCCUGUAGCCCGGUCACAGGGGAAAGGCAUCUUCCUCUUCCGCAGGCUGAAGGACAUCAUGGACUGGAGGAAGGACACAAGAAGCUCUGAUGACCAGAAAGAUGAUAUUCCUGUGGAGAACUAUGUGGCUCAACGUUACAUUGAAAAUCCCUACCUGAUAGGAGGCCGCAAGUUUGACCUGCGUGUCUAUGUGCUGGUGAUGUCGAUGUUUGCUGAGUGCUUGCUGUGGUCUGGGCACAGGAGACAGUAUGUUCACCUCACCAACGUCGCUGUGCAAAAAACAUCUCCUGACUACCACCCAAAGAAGGGCUGCAAGUGGAUGCUGCAGCGCUUCCGGCAGUACCUGGCAUCCAAACACGGGCCCGAGGUGGUGGAGACACUCUUCAGGGACAUCGACAACAUCUUUGUCAAAAGCCUGCAGAGUGUGCAGAAGGUGAUCAUCAGUGACAAGCACUGCUUCGAGCUGUAUGGCUAUGACAUCCUCAUCGACCAGGACCUCAAGCCGUGGCUCCUGGAGGUCAAUGCGUCCCCAUCACUGACAGCCAGCAGCCAGGAAGACUAUGAGCUCAAGACCUGCCUCCUGGAAGACACCCUGCAUGUCGUGGACAUGGAAGCAAGGCUCACGGGAAGGGAGAAGCGAGUCGGGGGCUUUGACCUCAUGUGGAAUGAUGGCCCUGUUAGCAGAGAGGAGGGGGUUCCUGACCUGUCGGGAAUGGGAAACUGUGUGACCAACACACACCUCGGCUGCGUCAAUGAUCGGAAAAAACAACUGAGGCAGCUCUUCUACUCCCUUCAAGUCCAGAAGAAAGCUUCCAGUUGA
Messenger RNA from Piliocolobus tephrosceles (Ugandan red Colobus), 1320 nucleotides. It is a transcript of the gene TTLL9, whose product is annotated as tubulin tyrosine ligase like 9. The record is from RefSeq and is a predicted model, not a curated record. Gene Ontology annotation, cellular component: ciliary basal body. The transcript has 14 exons. Gene Ontology annotation, biological process: microtubule cytoskeleton organization; protein polyglutamylation. Gene Ontology annotation, molecular function: tubulin binding; tubulin-glutamic acid ligase activity. Lineage: Eukaryota; Metazoa; Chordata; Mammalia; Primates; Cercopithecidae.